Molecule: messenger RNA, 3525 nt
Organism: Capsicum annuum
Lineage: Eukaryota; Viridiplantae; Streptophyta; Magnoliopsida; Solanales; Solanaceae
Product: protein CROWDED NUCLEI 4
Exons: 8
Coding region: 357-3173 (938 amino acids)
Biological process (GO): nucleus organization
Cellular component (GO): nucleus
Source: RefSeq, a predicted model, not a curated record
AGAAGCCAAAAAAAAAAAACCAGUACAAUUUUCAAGAAGAGUUCAAAUUGAUUCCAACUAGUCAAACGUGGAGCAGCCAAGUCCGCUUUUCUACACGCACACAACACAUAUAGAGUGAGUGGGGGUAAAAACGAUCAAAGCCAACAAAGAAAAGAGUGAAAAAGGCAAAGAAGAAAGCACACAAAGUUGUGUGUGUGGAGUCCACCAUUAACAUAGGAAGCCUCCAUUGUUCUUCUGAAGUGAUAAUAAACUCAAGAAAGUAAGAAAACUCAAACAAAUUGAUCAACUUAACAAGAAAAAAGUGAAAUCUUGGAGUUGUUUUGUUGUGGGUUUGUUGAUUUUUGGUGAAAUCAAGAAUGGCUAGUCCUAAUCCUGGGUCAGGGAGAUUGGCUUUGACUCCGGUGAAUCCGACUCCUAUUUCUGCUUCAGUUAGGGUUUCUAAAACCCCUUUGACUGAUGAAGUCAUAUGGAAGAGACUUCGUGAAGCUGGAUUUGAUGAAGAAUCUAUUAAACGUAGAGAUAAAGCUGCUCUUAUUGCUUAUAUUGCUAAACUCGAAACUGAGCUGUAUGACCAUCAAUAUCAGAUGGGGCUUCUCAUCCUGGAAAGGAAGGAUUGGGUUUCCCAGAAUGAGCAAUAUAAAGCAGCUUCUGAGUCAGCUGAACUCUUGUACAAGCGUGAACAAGCUGCACGUCUUUCUGAUAUGGCUGAAGCUAAGAAAAUUGAAACUAAUCUGAAGAAAGCUCUUGGAAUUGAGAAAGAAUGUGUUGCAAACAUUGAGAAAGCGUUGCAUGAGAUGCGAGCAGAAUGUGCUGAAGCAAAAGUUGCAUCUGAGAAUAAGUUGGCUGAAGCACAAAGCAUGAUGGAGGAUGCUCAGAAGAAGUAUGCCGAUGUGGAGGAAAAGCUGCAUAAAGCAAAAUCUUUGGAAGCCGAAGCCAGCCUUUAUAAUCGUAGUGCAGAAAGAAAAUUAAGUGAAGUUGAGUCACGAGAAGAUGAUCUUAGGAGACAGAAAUUCUUAUUCAAAUCUGAUUGUGAAGCUAAAGAGAAAGAGAUCCAUCUGGAGAAACAAUCUUUAUCUGAAAGGCUGAACACUCUACAGCGGUCUCAAGAAGAGUUACUUGAUGCUCAGGCUUUGCUCAAUAAGAGAGAAGAUUUUAUAUUCAACAGAUCUCAAGAACUGAACAAACGUGAGAAAGACUUGGCGGCUGAAAAAUCAAACUUGGAGAAUGACGUGAAAGCCCUGAAUGAGGAAAAAUGCAAUCUGGAGCUGAAACUGAAGUCUCUAUCAGCAAGAGAAGAAGGCAUAGUAAAAAAGGAAUACAAACUUAACAAGAAAGAGGAAGAGCUACUGCUAUUACAGGGGAAACUACAAAGCAAGGAGAAUGAUGGCAUUAAGAAUGUUAUGGCUAAUCAGGAGGCCACAUUAGUAACUAAGAUGUCUUCUAUCGAGGCAGAGUUGGAAACAAAACAAAAAUUGGUGGAAGAUGAGAUCCAGGCCAAGAGGCGUGCUUGGGAGUUGAAAGAUAUGGAUAUUAAGCAUCGGGAGGACCUAAUUUCUGACAAAGAAUAUGAUUUGGAGAGGCAAUCAAAAACACUAGCUGAGAAGGAGAAAGAGUUGGAAGACAGGGUACGUGUUAUUGAGGAAAAAGAAAGAAACCUCCAAGCUGCUGAAAAAGAGGUAAAUUUGCAGAGAAUAGUUCUGCAGCAAGAAAGGGAACGGAUCAACAAAACGAGAAAUGAUCUUGAGAACUCUCUGAAAAUGCUGGAUGAAAAAAGAAAAUGCGUUGACCACGAGGAAGAAAAAGUGGAGGCUAUGAAAACUGAAACUCAGGAGUUGCUGAUUCUGGAAACAAGGCUAAAGCAAGAGAUUGAUGUGAUUAGAGCGGAGAAGGAGGAAAUUGAGGAGGAGGCAGAUCGGUUGAAAGCAGAGAAAGCUAAAUUUGAGACCGAAUGGGAGGUAAUCGAUGAGAAAAGAGAAGAAUUGCAGAAGGAAGCUGAACGUGUAGCUGAAGAGAAAUUGGCCAUUUCUAAGCUCCUUAAGGAUAGCCGUGACAGCCUGAAAGAAGAGAAAAUUGCAAUUCAAGAAGAAUAUAAGCAAAAGCUGGAGUCACUUUCUCGUGAUCGUGAAACCUUCAUGUAUGAGAUUGAGAGUGAACGUGCGGAAUGGUUUAGCAAAAUUCAGAAAGAACGCGAAAACUUUUUACUGGAUGUUGAGAUGCAGAAAAAGGAGUUAGAGAACCGCAUUGAAAAAAGGCGUGAAGAAAUAGAAACUGACCUAAAGGAAAAGGAGAAAGCCUUUGCAGAAUAUAAGAAAAGAGAACUUCAGGAUAUUGCAUCUCUCAGGGAGACCGUGGAAAAGGAAUUGGAGCAUGUUGGUUUGGAGUUGAAGAAACUAGACGCUGCGAGAAAAGAGAUCAAUUUGGAUCGUGAGAGAAGGGAUAAAGAGUGGGCAGAGCUAAAUAAUGCUAUUGAAGAACUUAAGGUUCAAAGGCUGAAAUUAGAAAAACAAAGGGAAUUACUUCAUGCUGAUAGGAAGGAGAUUCUUGCUCAGAUUGAGCAGCUGAAGAAAUUGGAGGAUGUUAAGAUCAUACCAGAUCGUAUUGUCACAGCCAAAAAAUUACAUUCUGGUCCACAAUCCAAUGAAGAUAAACCUUCUGCAAAAAGAUCUCCGAAGCAUGUCUCGGUUCUAGGUUCUGGUCUAGAUGGGGAUUGUAAGAAUGGUUUUAGGCAAGAUACUUCUUCUACCAUGAAAGAGAACGGAAAUUCAUCUUCUCCUCUCUCUACUCCAUUUUCAUGGCUUAAGAGAUGUGCUGAUACGUUGCUUGAUCGUGCCCCAAGUAACAAAAGGCGGAGGGAAGGUGGAGAUUUUAUAUCUCAGACCGAGAAUGGUGCAUCAAGUCCAUUAUCACCGGCACCAGAUGCAUCAGAUGUUGAACACCUGGAAGUACCAUCUGACCAAACUCCCAUUGCUGCAGAGGAAACCACUGUGUAUAUUGAUAAAAUUGUUACAGUUCAUGAAGUGACGGAAAUCAAUGUACAAAAGGUCCCUGAAGGAAGUCCAGAGAUUCUCUCUAGGGAAAGUGAUAAGAAGGUUGGGAAAAAUGGUAGUUUGGAAUCAAAUGAAAAUGGGAAGCCUGAGGGCAGAUCCAGAAGAACUAGGGCAACAAGGAAGUAAUGAUACCGCUAUAUGUGAGAGGAGUAGCAGGUUGAGCCUUGACUAAUUUGCUGUUUGUUUCCUUCAUUUGAAACUUUUGCGGCUUUCCUACAAAAAUUUUCAAGCUGACGACUGAUUGUGACUGGUGGUAUGCCUGCCAUGUUUGGUGUGACUCAUGUGAUCCCCAAACAUGUAAAUGUCUCGUGCUAACUCGUACCCUCAAGUGUUUUGUAAAUGGUAAGAAGGUAUUCUUAGCAGAUGUGAGUGUUUAGGUGUUUAUCAAAGAGCUGUGGUUGUAAGUAAAUGAAAGUGGUUUGUGUGUUUGCUUAUUGUGGUAAAUGCAACUUAAUAAUGAGAUUUUGGAGAUUAUGCA